Megalobrama amblycephala (Wuchang bream) is the source of this 1553-nucleotide messenger RNA. RefSeq names its product adhesion G protein-coupled receptor E3-like. Gene Ontology annotation, molecular function: G protein-coupled receptor activity. Gene Ontology annotation, cellular component: membrane. Gene Ontology annotation, biological process: cell surface receptor signaling pathway; adenylate cyclase-activating G protein-coupled receptor signaling pathway. The record is from RefSeq and is a predicted model, not a curated record. Lineage: Eukaryota; Metazoa; Chordata; Actinopteri; Cypriniformes; Xenocyprididae. The transcript is spliced from 8 exons. Bases 4 to 1176 code for a protein of 390 amino acids.
UUUAUGACCUAUACAAAAAUGGAGAAUCUACUGAAACCUGAUUUCUUCAACACAUCAGAUGACACGAUUAAAACCAUGAUGUCCACUGUGAUCUCAGCUACUCUUCCCAAAACCAUCAACACUAAACUCACCAAACCAGUCAACUUCACCCUCAAACACAUCAGAGAGUUCAACACCAGCAGUUCUCUAUCCUGUGUGUACUGGAAUAUCAGCGAGUGGAUUGUAGAUGGUUGUUCUGUUUUAGAGACCAACAGCAGCUACACUGUGUGUUCCUGUGUCCAUUUGUCAACAUUCGCUCUCAUCAUGCAAACCAGCAGACCACCAGAGAGCGACUCAGAGCUGGAUCUUUUGAAUUUGGUGUGUGUGAUCGUGGGGCUGGUGUUCUUCAGUUUGUCCCUGUUGACCUUUGCCCUUUGUCAGUGGAGUCCUGGAGUGAAUAAUGUGGCUCGAAUCAACAUCUGCAUCAGUCUUCUGCUGGCUCACCUUCUGUUCCUGCUCACACAACAGUUCCUGAGCCUCAUACGCCCUCUUCAGGUGUUGUGUGCCGUGAUAUCAGGUGUGCUGCACUUCCUCUUUCUCUCCGGCUUUGUGUGGAUGUUCAUUGAAGCUGUGCUGCUCUUCAUCUGUGUGAAGAACCUAUCACAGAUCAGCUCCAAAAAGAGGGAGGUGCUUAGCAGUGGAUUCCUGUGUGUGAUUGGAUAUACAGUUGCUCUGGUUGUGGUGGCCGUGUCUGUAGGGCUUGUUCCUGAAGGCUACGGCAACGAACACUGCUGGAUUAAAAGGGAUAAAGAUUUUAUCUGGAGUUUUCUGGGUCCUGUUUGUGUCAUACUAGCAUUGAACAUGAUUCUCUUUAUCAACAUCUUCAUCAAUCUGAACUCAACUCUCAAAAAACUGAACGCUGAAGUUUCACAGAUGAAACAAACCAAGACUAUGACAUUUAAAACACUGGCUCAGUUUGUGGUUCUUGGUUGCUCCUGGGUUCUGGGUUUCUUCACUAAUGGCAGUAAGGAGCUGGAGAUCCUCUUCCUGAUCUUGAACUCCCAGCAGGGAACCUUCAUCUUCCUGGUCUAUUGUGUCCUCAAUAAUGAGGUCAGACAGCAAUACCAGAAGUUCUUCAGAUGUCUUUGCUGUGGACUCAAACCCAACAACAUCAAAAGUGUCCAGAAAAAAUGUUGAGGACUACAGCAUCCAUAUUCAGGAAAUGAAUGAAGCACCAUUAUCAUACAGUGAAUUACCACUACAACAGAAUCAACGCUUUCAGAUAUUAACACCAGUCUCAGCUUCUGACUUUAAAUUAUCCUAAUGUACUGGUCUUAUUUUAUAGCUAUUUGAUGUAAAUAUUUUAUUCUUUUAACUUUCUUUACUAUUAGUUUCUUGGUGGAGGGUUUGUUGCCUCAUUCUUUUAGACCUGUGUGUGAUUUAUUUUACUCUAGACCCCUAAAGUGAUUUGUGUUUCUUUUAUUUCACUGUAGUAUGUUAGUUAAAGUCCCUGUAAAGUCAAUUCUGAGAAUUCUUUCUAAACACUUUAUAAAUGUUACAAAUGUAUUGCUGAA